AUGACUAUCAGCAAGAAUAACAAGAUGAUGCAACAUCUAAACUUUCGGAUGCGGAUUAUUCUUCAAGACGGAAGAACAUUUGUUGGAUAUUUUCGAGCUUUCGACAAGCACAUGAACAUCCUUCUCACCGAUUGCGAAGAGUUCCGUCAAAUCAAGCCGAAGGCAGGCAAGAAAACCGAUGGAGAGGAAAAACGUAUGCUUGGCCUGGUGCUUUUACGCGGAGAGCACAUUGUGACUAUGACCGUCGAUGGACCUCCUCCAAGAGAUGAAGAAGGACCCCGUUUGCCAAAAGCUGGAGGAUCCGGAGGACCUGGACAAGCAAAACCAGCGGGACGUGGAAUGCCUAUGAUGCCUCCGAUGGCCGGAGGACCAGCUGCAGCUGCCGGACUUCAAGGUGCUGUGAGAGGAGUGGGAGGACCGAGCAUGGGAAUGAUGCAGCCCGGAUAUGGAGGACCUGGCGCCGGACGUGGAGGCUAU
Messenger RNA from Mesorhabditis belari, 477 nucleotides. Lineage: Eukaryota; Metazoa; Nematoda; Chromadorea; Rhabditida; Rhabditidae. The record is from the annotation of a GenBank genome assembly.